GUCCCUUAGCCAGGCGAUCCGAUUGCGGUCGAUGAGCCGGCGCCAGCGCCCUUUCCCUUGACGGACUGUCCCUCCUCUUCCUCAAAUCCGUCGUCGACGAUUCGCCGACCGGAGCAUUCUCCCAUUGAAACUCCGCCGACUUGAACCCCUGUCGCUGGUCCCUUAUUUCAUGCAUGAGCGUCACCGGCUCCGCGGCGACAUCUCGUUGGAGUUGGGCAAACUAAUCUACCUCCACCGCCUCAACCUCCACAGCAACUUAUUCCGUGGCUCGAUCCCAGAGCAACUCUCUUCAAUGCCUCCGAUCUCCACGACAUAUUCUCUACGGGAACAACCAUGCUGGCGCCCUCCCUUCGUCAAUCUGCAUGCUCUGGAGAAUUCAACCAUUCCAGCAGAAUUGGAAGUGCUCGAUUCUCUCUACUCAAUUCCUCCGAUUGCAAGGGGAUCGAAGGAGGCACCUGGCAAAUGAGGCUCUGCGAGGGUUUGGGUUCCAACGAUUAAUGAAUUAUUGGAAUCAUUUCCAUGUUAAGGUGGAUAAGGAAUAAGCAGGAAGGAUAUGAUGAUGGUAUUCUAGGUUUGGGUUCUUUCGUCUCCCUUCCUUCCCUUUCUUCUCCCUCCGAUGAGCCUCUCUGUCACCGUCCUGAAGUCCGCUCUCUUCCCCUCUCGGCCGCCUCUUGCUCCGGCGCUGCAGCAACAAUUAUCUUUAUAUCUUGGAACCCUUAAAGGUUCGAUUUUGGACACACAGAAGCACGCUGGAAGGUUAUGCCAUUGAAGAGAUCUGAAUCCCUGUGCUCUGCUGUUUGGUCACUGGGAAAGAUUGGAAGAAACAAAAUCUCAUCGCUUUCGUAAUUAGCAUGCGACAUUUCAAAUUGAAAUACGGAUCACCGUAUAAUAAAUAAGAGCCCUGAGG
This is a messenger RNA of Linum trigynum, 907 nucleotides long. The record is from the annotation of a GenBank genome assembly. Lineage: Eukaryota; Viridiplantae; Streptophyta; Magnoliopsida; Malpighiales; Linaceae.